AUGGAAAUUGAUGAUUUGCGAGCAAUAAUAUAUCGUCAGGCGUUAUUCUUGAGUUCCUUAAGUUAUGAAGAUUUCCAAGACAAACAAAAUGAGAUGCGCGCCCUUUCCAAUUUGUUGAAUGAGAAUAUGACAACUCGAGAUGACGCAGAAAUUGCACUGAAAAACGCCCAAAACGCAUUGAAAACAGCUCAACAGAAUUCCACCCUUCAAAAAACGGUUGUCCCCAAAAUCCGUGCCGACAUCACUUUCACCCAACAAAAAUAUUUUCUCGCAAACCAAAAAGUCCAAAAACUCGAGAAAGAAAAACAAAUUUUAUUAAAAACAAUAGAUUCUUUAAAACUAGAACUCGACAUCCACACGGAAAUAGUCGAAUCUCUUCAACCACCCGUUCAACCCAAAAAGUCCAGAGUAAAAGAUGACUUCCUGUUUGUCGAGAUAGUUGAUCAACAAGUCAACACAAGUGGUGACCCACCAACAAGUCAAGCCUCAAACUCUUCCCUUCAAUCUUCUCAAGGCUUUAAGUCCGUCCAAUUUAAAACGAUUCAAAAAAGUGAAAUAACGAAGAGCACACCUCCUCAACAAGAGAAAGAGAGUACAUCCAACCCUCCCAUUUUUGUGGAUGGGAAAGAUGAAGUGAAAGUGUUUAAUAGGCCAAUACCAAAAGCGCAUCAUUAUCAGACUUUUAAAGAUAUCAAAACUCUCUCUCAAAGCACCGAUUUCAACGAUUUCAAAGAGAAUUUCGAAUUCCUCAAACUCGGCUUUUAUCAUGAUGAAAAUAACAUCGAGACAACAACAGACUCUAUCGCCUUUGCUGGCUUGGACGUCUUCAAUAAAGGUGCUGAUUUGGCAACCAGCACUAAAAUGGUGCCUUACAUUCAAACGGGUGGCCAUUACGUCGCCGUUGUGACAAAAAUCCCCGCCAAAAUCCCGUUCAUUAAAAAGGUGGCAAAACCAAUUUACAAGACGGCAAAGGGGUGCGAGAACGCAGCCAAAAUCAUUGAACGUAAAGAAGCUAUUAAUGAGUAUAUGGUACAAUCCGCUAUGAUGUUUCAUUCUGCUUCUAAGCAAAAUGGAUAUUUAUCAACGGUUUGUUCCACUAUUAAAUACUCAACUGUUAUGGCUUGUGAAGACUAUCUCUUCCCAACCUUCUUACCUUUUUACGAUUGGUUCCAUUAA
Messenger RNA from Entamoeba invadens IP1, 1176 nucleotides. RefSeq lists its product as hypothetical. Lineage: Eukaryota; Evosea; Mastigamoebida; Endamoebidae. The record is from RefSeq and is a predicted model, not a curated record. The transcript has a single exon. The coding region runs from base 1 to 1176 and encodes 391 amino acids.